AUGAGUGCAAUAUAUUUCCAGUUGAGAAACUAUCUUCUGGGACAGUCCAGCACUCUCCUGAUUGGGGGAGUCCGACAUGACCGUGUGCAGCUCACGCUGAAACCGGCAGCCUAUGGCAGGGCUGAGAUAUGCGGCUACCGGGCAGAGUACAGACUUGUCGGGCAGGAGAACUGGGUGGCUGUGAAUGUCAGUAACACACAAGAGACACUCACAGUCACAGGGCUCCGUCCAAACACCCAGUACCAGUUCCGAUACGCGGCCGUGAGCAAACCAGGGCUCAGCGAGAGCAGCGACGUGAGCGACACAGUGAAGACGCUUCCAACCAGCCCCCCAGGGAAACCUGUAGCAGUGACUGUAGAAUUAUCGGCCAUCGCCCUGAGCUGGGAGAGUCCACGUGUCAUUGGAGAUGGAGUCAGUAUAAGCGAGUACAAGGUGCAAUACAGAGAGGCGGCUGGAGAAGACAAAUGGCUGGAGCGAAGGACGGGACAGAGAACCAAGUCCUGCACCAUUGAUGGCCUGAGGCCUCAGACGCCCUACAGAUUCCGGGUGUCGGCCGUGUGUGCGGACGGGGCUGUGAGUGACCCAGGGGAGGAGGUCUCAAUUACAACAGCAGGCGAGGAAUUAAAGACACUAGCACAAGAUUUCUACAAGAAGAGCACUCAGAUAGAAGAAGGGCAACCCUCAGUGUAUGCACUGCCCAUAGUGUUUGAUUCUAAUGCAGCACACCCAAAGUACAGGCUGGGGAGGGAGACCCUGCAGAUCCCUAACAAAGUGAUUAUGGUGAUGGGAGCUACCGGGUCGGGGAAAACGACUCUCAUCAACGGGAUGAUCAACUACGUCCUGGGUGUGCAAUGGAAGGAUGAAUUCAGGUUCAAGCUCAUCCAUGAGACCACAAACAGAAGCCAGGCUGAGAGCCAGACAUCCGAGGUGACGGCCUAUGAAGUUAAUCACACAAAGGGCUUCCAAGUCCCCUACUCUCUGACUAUAAUAGACACGCCGGGAUUUGGUGACACCAGAGGGAUAGAUCAUGACAAAGAGAUAAUAAGGAAAGUCCGAGAGUUCUUCUCCACCCCAGGGGCCAUUGAUCACAUCGACGCCGUCUGCGUUGUGGUUCAGGCCUCCCUAGCUCGUCUGACCCACGCCCAGAAGUACGUGUUUGACUCAGUGCUCUCCAUUUUCGGGAAGGACAUAAAAGACAACAUCCUAAUCCUGGUCACCUUCGCCGAUGGGCAGCCCCCCCCUGUGCUAGAGGCCAUUAAAACAGCUGAUGUCCCUUGUGCUAAGGAUGCUCAGGGCAACCCUGUGUAUUUCAAAUUCAAUAAUUCCGUCCUCUUUGCCUGUGUUAGAGACCAUUAA
Pelodiscus sinensis (Chinese soft-shelled turtle) is the source of this 1356-nucleotide messenger RNA. The record is from RefSeq and is a predicted model, not a curated record. NCBI's taxonomy places the organism in Eukaryota, Metazoa, Chordata, Testudines, Trionychidae.